AUGGCAAGCUCCUUCAAGACUGUCGUUACCUCUUUGUUGUUGGCGGCUGCUACUGGCCAGGCGGCGGUGCUGGCUCCUGCCAACGAUAUCGAGUUCCCAUCUGUUAAGGGAGUCCAGAAUCCGUUGCAGUAUUCUGGAGCAAACACCCCGUACCUUGCUGGACCCAAUGUCAAUGGUGUGGUGAAUGAUGUGCCUGACAAGUGCACUGUUCAGCAAGCUGCUUAUGUUGUGAGACACGGUAGCCGAUUCCCCGAUACUGGAUCUUACAACUCGUGGGUUGCCAUCAAAGAUAAGAUCCAAACCGCCGUCAAUGGCAAGGGCUUCGAUGCCUGUGGCUCGUUGUCCUUCAUCAAGGAUUGGAGCCCCGUGUUGACUAACCCAACCCUGCAAAUUGCGCAGGAGUCCAUGACUGGUUGGAAGGAGGCCAGCGACCUUGGCUACCAACUCCGUGCUCGCUAUCCCGAUUUCUACGAGGAUGGUAACCCAUUCUACGUCUGGGCCAAUCAGUACAAGAGCCCAAUCAACGAAUCCCGCGUCGUUCAAACCGCCCGUGCCUUUGUUCACGGUUACCUGUACGAGUUUGCGGACACAUACGGCACGGUGGUCAGUGUGAACUCCACUGGCUCUGUCAACGCCAUCGGCAACUCGCUCGGUCCCUCUGACUCGUGCCCGAAAUUCGGUGCCACCUCGAGCGGAGGCAACAACGUCACUGAUUUCGAUGCCACCUGGGCCCCUAAGGCCCUCAAGCGUAUCAACAAUCUGGUCAGCGGCAACCUGACCUUCACUCAGUCGGACAUUCUGUUCUUCCCCUACAUGUGCGGAUAUGAGAGUCAGAUCACCGGUCGUUUGAGUGACUGGUGUAGCGUGUUCACCGAGGACGAGCUGCGCAACUAUGCGUACUCUCAGGACCUGAGUUACUACUACAGCGUUGGACCGGGAUCAGACGGUCCCGCGAGCAAGCUGUUCCUGCCUUUCCUUGAGAGCCUCUUGACUCUUUUGAGCAAGGGUCCCGGCCAGACUGGCACUACUGUCAACGGGGGCAAAUUCAAUAUCCCCAGUCUGAUCAUGGCCUUCUUGAACGACAACCAGAUUGCCGAGAUGACCUCGGCCAUGGGCAUUUUCGAUAAUGAAGACCCUUUGUCCACUACUCAUGUCAAGUCGAACCGCCUGUACAACGUCGGCCGUUUCAUUACCAUGCGCGGUACUGUUGCCUUUGAGACUCUGAACUGCCAGGUUGGCUCUGGAAAGAAGGCGACCAACGAGACCUAUAUUCGGAUCCUGUUCAACGAUGCCGUGUACCCGGUUGCUAACUGCCACAAGGGACCUGGCAAGAGCUGUCUGUUGUCGGACUACCUGGCUCUCAUCAAGGAGAAGAGCAAGGCCGCUGGCAACUGGAACGACUACUGCAACGUGACUGCAGCUGGACACCCCAAAACUGUGGCUGGAGCCAGUUUCUUCAGUGACCUGUCUCUCGACUUCUUGACCUUUGUCAAGCCCUCUAACUAA
Molecule: messenger RNA, 1506 nt
Organism: Penicillium subrubescens
Lineage: Eukaryota; Fungi; Ascomycota; Eurotiomycetes; Eurotiales; Aspergillaceae
Exons: 6
Coding region: 1-1506 (501 amino acids)
Cellular component (GO): fungal-type cell wall
Molecular function (GO): acid phosphatase activity
Source: RefSeq, a predicted model, not a curated record